Messenger RNA from Ascochyta rabiei, 288 nucleotides. RefSeq lists its product as uncharacterized. The record is from RefSeq and is a predicted model, not a curated record. NCBI's taxonomy places the organism in Eukaryota, Fungi, Ascomycota, Dothideomycetes, Pleosporales, Didymellaceae. The transcript has 3 exons. Gene Ontology annotation, cellular component: endoplasmic reticulum membrane; dolichol-phosphate-mannose synthase complex. Gene Ontology annotation, biological process: GPI anchor biosynthetic process. Bases 1 to 288 code for a protein of 95 amino acids.
AUGACGCGCGCACAGCAGACCAUCAGCAUUGCGAUGCUCCUGACCUCCCUUUACCUCGCGGUGUUCAUGGAGCUCAUCUCUUUCCCCGAGAAGUUCCAGAAGGAGGUUGUUCCUGUGAUUCCCUUCUGGGCACUCAUUUCGUUCGGCGCAUACCUCCUCUUCAAGCUCGGCUGGGGAGUCUUCACCUUCAACGAUGUGCCGCAGGCGCAUGCGGAAUUGAUGACGCAAAUCAAAGAGGCACGAGCCGACCUUCGGGCUCAGGGUGUUGACGUUGGUGCCGACGACUAG